GAAAUAACAUAUCCAGUGAGAAUCUCUCGAUUCAUAAUAGACAAGAAAAAAAAUUGUGCAAUAAAAUAAAGGGAGAAAAUGAAAUUGCUGGUGAAUAAAAUAAUCUUCAUCAUCGGUAUCGUGAAUGCAGUGCACAGUGCGGGCCUCGGUGUUCUAUACGAGUGGAAAUAUUUGGACUGGCAAUGGCCAUAUACAGCGCUGACCGGUAAAAGUUAUAUCCCUGAAAAUCCUUUCACCCAGGAUGUCGAUGUGGACGUCAGCGGUCGUGUUUUUGUAACUAGUCCCCAAUGGUUGGAGGGUACACCAAUAACCCUGUCGUUGGUAACCAAUCUUCAGGGCCCUGGGGGUCCUCUACUCACACCCUAUCCUCACUGGUCCUGGCAUACGCCCAACGACUGCGACAAACUCAUUUCUGUUUACAGGCUGGCGAUCGACGAAUGCAACAGAUUGUGGUUCGUUGAUGUUGGACGGGUGCAGGACAAGCCGAUAUGCCCGACCAAGAUCAUGAUCUUCGAUCUCUUCACGGAUCGUUUGAUCCACAAGUACAUUGUGCCAGCUGAUCAGACAUUCAAUGGAAAAGCAUCACUGGUGACGCCGAUUGUCGAGCUCGGUGAUACCUGCGAUGACGCGUACCUUUACAUAGCUGAUGUUGGUGAAAAUGGGCUUGUAAUUUACAACCUCCAGCAGGAUCGCUCCUGGCGGGUGAACAAUACACGCGGUAACGCAUUUGGUCCCGAUCCCGAUGGCAUGAACAUAACAAUCGCUGGAGAAUCGUUUGACCUCACCGAUGGCACCCUAGGAAUGUCCCUAUCGCCACCUGGAUUUUUCAAACAAAGAUAUCUCUACUUUAAUUCACUGGCGAGUUAUCAUCAAAAGUUCGCUAGUGUUGAUACAUUGAAGAUGAGCGAGUUUCAAGAGCCAUUGAUCUUCGAGUCUAUCGUGAAACGACAGAGUCAAGCUGGAGUUCAGGCGACAUCACGAAAAGGUGUUCUAUUCUUUCAACUAGCUCAGCUCACGGCGAUAGCUUGUUGGAGCAUGGAACGACCAUUCACUCAAGAUAAUAUUGAGAUUCUUGCGUUCGAUGAGGAUGCCCUGCAGUAUGUCAGCGGUAUCAAAGUGACAAAUAAUUAUCAGGGGGAGGAGGAGCUGUGGUUCAAUACGAAUAGACUCCAGAAGACGAUAAAAAUGACGCGCACGCCUACUGAAGUCAACUUCAGAAUUAUCAUGGGAUCUGUGGACGAAAUCAUCAAUGGAACUAAGUGUGAACCCCGGGGUCACGGUCCUUAUCCGGACGUCUCGACAUGGCGGCGGAUAUGAGAAUAUUUUUUAAAAAUUUUCUCUGUUCUUAGAUUAUUUUCGCAAUUUUUGCUGUACCUAAUUAUAUCACAUUUAUAAUUCCCUUGAGGAUUCCCUCUGGAUUAUUCGUGUAAAUACAUAGAUAUAUCCCGAAA
Diachasma alloeum is the source of this 1451-nucleotide messenger RNA. Its product is annotated as major royal jelly protein 1. NCBI's taxonomy places the organism in Eukaryota, Metazoa, Arthropoda, Insecta, Hymenoptera, Braconidae. Gene Ontology annotation, cellular component: extracellular region. The transcript has 3 exons. The record is from RefSeq and is a predicted model, not a curated record. Bases 79 to 1317 code for a protein of 412 amino acids.